AUGCAGUCCUCGCUCUUCGACUACAAUAAUCCCCACCGCAAUUCACACUCCGAAUCCGCACGACCCCAUACCGUUCACGCGCCGUCUUCGGGGUUCAGCUUCAUCGCCGAGGAAGAGGAGGGCUCAGAAGGAGACAUCACACCGCGUGCCUCUGCCGUCGCGCAAUUCGCCAACGCACAUCUCGAGGCCACGAGGAGGAGAUUGUCGCGCGAUGACACUGCCAACGACAUGCAUGUCUUGGCCGCCCAGGGAAUGGAUGCUCAAUUCGAACGCGGUGUUUCUCCACGCGAUGUCUCCAUGCAGGACACCCAGCGUGCACAAGCCUCGGUCAGGAGGCCAUUCUCAAGAGUUCCGAGCCAUGGCAGCUCAAUCGCUGGAUCCAGUGACAGCGCUCAAGGAGAGACGAAAUCGGCUUCCCUCGGCAGGCGAUUCUCCCGGCAUUAUCGAGAACGUGUCCACGAGCUCCGCGAAACCGUCAAGGCAUGUCAACUCCCGGUUGUAUCCUCUGGCCGAAGCAGGCGGUCCAGCACGCCGCAUAGGCUCGAGUUUGCUGCAGGUGCCGAGGCCAAGUGUGAUGCGUCCAGCAGACCACCCACGUCGCCCUCAAAACGCACCGCACGCCAGGGUGACGAUCGCCCCAGGAAACAUCGAGCACCGUGGCUUCUCGGCGACCGCAAAGACACACCAGCACCUGCAGCCAACGGCAUCCCAAUGAGACCUGCCUCCAGCCGAGUAACGCCCACGAUUCUUGCCGCACCAGGAGGAGAAGGCGCGAGAAAGGCAGCCGCACAACACAACCACACCUCUUCCGCCAUGCAAUGGAGCAACAUCAACUGGGGCCCAUUCGGUGUCGACGAUAUUCAUGAACGCAGAGGCCGCCUCGGCUCGUUAAGCAGUGCGGCAGAUUCUGGAGCAGACUUAUCUACCUACAGUGGUUCAGACACAUCCAUUCGUGACCGUGACGGCGACGUCGACAUGUCAGCAGACGUCCCCUCGUUGGAGGAGUCCUACACAACCGACUUCACCCGCUACUUGCCCGACGAAAUCGCCCUCCAGAUCUUUGAGUACCUCGAUGCCAGCGAUCUCCUCCGUGCCGAAAGCGUGAGCAAGAAAUGGAACAACAUGAUCAAGGAGCCUUCGGUGUGGAGGAACAUCUUCCUGGCCAAAUACCAGCGCGAGGUCAUGUCUGACCCUGCUCCAAUUCAAGUCGGUGGGCUGGGCAUUGGCAGACCGAACAAGCCCAACCAAGAAUGGCGCAAGAUGUACAAGGCACGUGUCGAGCUGGAGGAGAACUGGCGUGCCGGUCAAGACAACGCUGGCAAGGCCGUCUACCUCUCGGGUCACACCGACAGCGUGUACUGCUUGCAGUUCGACGAGGAGAAGAUCAUCACUGGAUCCCGUGAUCGCACCAUCCGCGUGUGGGACAUCAACACCUUCCAAUGCCUCAGGGUGAUUGGAGGACCCAAUGUAAGGCCACAGCUCGGACCUAAGGUGCUUCGAACGGUCGACUACCCGUCUUUCCACAUGGCAACCGCCAGCGUCAAUGGUACCACAUACGGCGACAGCAUCUACCAUAUCCCAACCCAAUGGCACGACGCCAGCAUCCUUUGCUUGCAGUACGACGAUGAGAUCCUGGUGACUGGAUCUUCGGAUUCAGACUUGCUGGUCUGGGAUAUCAAGACGUACGAGCCCAUCAGACGCCUGAGGAAGCACAGCGGCGGUGUUCUGGACGUUGCUCUUGACAAGAAGCACAUCGUAUCCUGCUCAAAGGACUCUCGCAUAAUCGUGUGGGAUCGUAGCACGUACGAGCCGAAGGGAGAGCUUACUGGGCACCGAGGUCCAGUGAAUGCCGUACAGCUACGAGGACAUCUACUGGUCAGCGCCAGUGGUGAUGGAAUUGCGAGGCUGUGGGAUCUUAAGCAGAUGAAGCUCAUCAAGGAAUUCAGCGCCAAGGAGCGAGGUCUCGCGGCUGUCGAGUUCUCCGAGGACAUGAAGCAUGUGCUUGCAGGAGGCAACGACAACAUCACCUACAAGUUCGAGACGGAGACUGGUCGGGAAGUUCUCCAGUUCACUGGUCACACCCAGCUGGUUCGAUCUCUAUGGCUGGACAGCGGCAACAAGCGAGUCGUGUCUGGUAGCUACGAUCUCGAUCUUCGAGUGUACGACUUUGAGACUGGCAAGGAGUUGUGGCGAGGCGAAGAGUGGACCACAAGCUGGAUGCUCGCAGCCAAGUCUGACUACCGCCGCAUCGUGGCUACCAGCCAGGAUGGUCGUAUUCUGAUUGUCGACUUUGGUAUCCUCAAAGGUGCUCCUAACUGGUCUUCCAGAGACGGCAACCCGAUCGAGAACAUCGAGCUUCUUCGUGGUAUCGAGAACACGAAUGAGAUUAGAUUCACCAAUCCAUUCGACUCGAACAAGAGGGUGCUCACUCGCUCUUAG
This is a messenger RNA of Zasmidium cellare ATCC 36951, 2439 nucleotides long. RefSeq lists its product as uncharacterized. The coding region runs from base 1 to 2439 and encodes 812 amino acids. The transcript has 2 exons. NCBI's taxonomy places the organism in Eukaryota, Fungi, Ascomycota, Dothideomycetes, Mycosphaerellales, Mycosphaerellaceae. The record is from RefSeq and is a predicted model, not a curated record. Gene Ontology annotation, molecular function: protein binding.